Messenger RNA from Cooperia oncophora, 2151 nucleotides. The record is from the annotation of a GenBank genome assembly. NCBI's taxonomy places the organism in Eukaryota, Metazoa, Nematoda, Chromadorea, Rhabditida, Trichostrongylidae.
AUGCCUUGUCAAAUUCAUGCGGCGGUUUCAGAAAGAGUAGAGUCCACAACUGUGAAAGACAACACGCAUUUCUUCGCACCUGGCGACAAUGUAGAAGUAACUGAAGGCGAGUUAGUGAAUCUUCGCGGUAAAGUGGUUAGCGUUGAUGGACCUAAGGUCGUUAUGCUGCCCGAUCAUGAAGACUUGAAGGAACCCCUUACACUGAACAUAUCUGAAUUGCGUAAAUAUUUCCGACCUGGAGAUCACGUCAAGAUGAUUUCUGGCCGCUAUGAAGGCGAUACCGGUCUCAUUGUGCGUGUAGAGCAUAAUCUCGUAGUCGUACUGAGCGAUCUCAGCAUGGAUGAGAUGAAAGCACGACCCCGAGACGUACAACUGUGUGCCGAUAUAACCACUGGGGUUGACUCUUUGGGACAGUUCCAGUUCCACGAUCUUGUUCAGCUCGAUCAACAAAAUGUUGGCGUCAUUGUGCGUCUUGAGAAAGAAACUAUGGAGGUUCUCAAUCAACAUGGAAAGGUUUUACGAGUGAAACCGCAAGCGAUUCAAGGCAAGAAAGACACUCGGCAUUCUCAAGCUUUGGAUAGUCAGCAAAAUCCCAUCCAAAGCAAGGACAUGGUCAAAAUCAUUGACGGUCCCUUCGCGGCUAAGAAAAAUGAAGAGGAAAAGCAAGGCGAGAUCAAGCACGUUUAUCGGUCUUGGGUGUUUGUAUUCUCGAGAAAGCAUACAGAAAAUGGUGGCAUGCUUGUAUGUAAAGCUCGGCAUCUCCUGCUAAUUGGUGCUCGUGCUGGUGGUGGAAGAGGUGACAUGCCGUCGAUGAACCGUCUUAGUAUGUCAAGUCCAAAUCCGUUCGCGUCUCCUCGUCAUAAUGGAAGUGCGACACCGGCUCAUUCGAGUUCUCAGAGUGUGAGCGGGUACAGCGCAGGCGGAAAGACGCCAAGUCAUGUUGCCGGUUUCGGAGGACCUGGAAUGGGAGGCGGUGGUGCAAACAAAGUAAGAAGGGACAAUGCGAUUAUUGGAAAGAGUGUACGUAUCACACAAGGACCUCUGAAGGGAUACUUCGGAAUAGUCAAAGAUGCUACUGAGCAGACGGUUCGGGUUGAACUGCAUACGCAGUGCAAGACAAUUUCCGUGGACAGGUCGCGUAUCGCAUGCGUGGGAGACGGAACACCAGGAGGAUCCAUUGUGAACAUGACGCAGUUCGCAAAGACUCCAUUCCCAGGCGACGAUGGCAGAACACCUAUGUAUGCAGGAAGCAAGACUCCCAUGUAUGGUUCGGGAGCCAAAACACCUAUGUACGGUAUGGACGAUGGUGGAAGAACACCGUUUGGCUCGCAUACUCCGUCAUACGACGUUUCGAGAACCCCUGUUGGUGGUCGUACUCCAGCCUAUGAUGGUGGACGAACUCCUGCUUACGAAGGUGGACGCACUCCAGCUUAUGACAGUGGACGGACGCCAAUGUACGAUAGCGGUCGCACUCCAACUUACGAUGCUAACAGGACACCUGCGUACGAUGGAGGGCGGACACCUCAGUAUGAGAGUGGUAGAACACCAGCAUAUGACAGCGGUCGCACUCCCGCAUAUGAGGGUGGAAGAACACCAGCUUACGAUGAACCAGCUGCUGCUUCAUCUUCUCGGCGAGGCGACAGCAGUGACGAAGAGGAUAAUGAACCACAGUACGAAGCACCAGCCUCACCAUCGUACAGCGUGCCGACACCCGGAACAAAUCUCAAUCCACAGACUCCUGGCUUCGCCCCAGAAACUCCUAUGGGUAACUAUAAUCCAAUGACACCCGGUGGAAUGUACGAUUAUUCUGCUCCAUCACCUUAUGUACGCAACAGCUACGAGUCAUUUGGAGGACAGAAGAUCCCUGCACACUUCUUGGAGGGAGGUGAAUGGGUGAUGGAGGAUCUCUUCGUUACAAUCAAGAGCAAUCACGAUGAAGACCGAUUCCAGGAUCGUGAGGCAAUAGUCACCAGUGUUCAGGAUGGCAGAUGUCAAGUCUACAUUCCGGACCUGAAAUGUACUGCUACGGCUGACUUUGAUCAAAUCGAGCCACUCAAGCCCCAGGAAGGCGAUUACACUGCGGUCGUGAUUCUGGCGAUGAAUUGGGGCGCAAUGGGGCAGUUGAGAUCAGUUGAUGAACGACGAUGGUGA